This is a messenger RNA of Drosophila teissieri, 609 nucleotides long. RefSeq names its product protein sisterless A. The transcript has a single exon. The coding region runs from base 43 to 609 and encodes 188 amino acids. Lineage: Eukaryota; Metazoa; Arthropoda; Insecta; Diptera; Drosophilidae. The record is from RefSeq and is a predicted model, not a curated record.
GAAGAGAGCAGACCACGUCACACGUCACAUCGAACAUUCGCCAUGGAACGGAGUCAUCUAUACUUGCCUACCUUGAGCUAUGCGGCCAUGGGUCACGUAUACGCCCCGUAUCACGGGAGCAGCUCACCCGCUUUAUCAGCAGUAUCGUCGUCAUCAUCGAAGCCGGAGCAGAUCGAGGAGCUGGUGUCCCAGCAGCUGCAUCACCUCAAGAUGCACUACGCCGACGAGGAGCAACGCUAUGUGGACCAGAUGCUCCUGGAGAAUCCCAUUGUUGUGGAGCGCCGCGCACCGCCGCCGCUGAAAACGGAGAUCGCCAUGGAACGGGGAUCGGGUUCCGGGUCAGGUUCCGGCUCUGGAUCGGAGGUGAAGGAUGCCCAGCGCCAGAGGGCCGAGUCCUGUCGCAAGUCCCGCUACAACAACAAGAUCAAGAAGGCCAAGCUGCGCUUCCGGCACAAAUUCGUCAGCGGGCAGCUGAAGAAGAGCGCCGUCAUGUUGGACACGAUGCGGGAUGUGAUAGCGCAGGCGGAGAGGCAGCUACUCGAGCGGGGCUUCCCCGCCGCCACCCUCGAGCGCAUGCGUGCCACCUUUGGCCUGGAAAUGGAGCAGUGA